Messenger RNA from Tympanuchus pallidicinctus (lesser prairie-chicken), 2147 nucleotides. Its product is annotated as cytochrome P450 2H2. Gene Ontology annotation, molecular function: heme binding; oxidoreductase activity, acting on paired donors, with incorporation or reduction of molecular oxygen, reduced flavin or flavoprotein as one donor, and incorporation of one atom of oxygen; iron ion binding. Bases 182 to 1498 code for a protein of 438 amino acids. Gene Ontology annotation, cellular component: intracellular membrane-bounded organelle; cytoplasm. The record is from RefSeq and is a predicted model, not a curated record. The transcript has 9 exons. Lineage: Eukaryota; Metazoa; Chordata; Aves; Galliformes; Phasianidae. Gene Ontology annotation, biological process: xenobiotic metabolic process.
UGCAUCCCUUCCUCAGCCCGCCUUGGAGUUCUUGGGAUGGCCAACAAUCCUCUUGCUGGCCUGCAUCUCAUGCCUUCUCAUUGCUGCAUGGAGAAGUUCAUCACAAAGAGGGAAGGAGCCUCCUGGUCCCACACCAAUCCCCAUAAUUGGAAAUGUUUUUCAGCUAAACCCAAGGGACUUGAUGGAAAGCUUCAAGGAGCUCAGCAAAAAGUACGGCCCUAUCUUCACAGUACAUCUAGGCCCCAAAAAGGUUGUGGUGCUCUAUGGCUACGAUGUUGUGAAAGAAGCCCUGAUUGAUAAUGGAGACGCCUUCAGUGGGAGAGGCAAUCUGCCACUUUUAGAGAAAGUUUUCAAAGGCAUAGGCAUUUUGACCAGCAAUGGGGAGACCUGGAGGCAGAUACGACGAUUUACCCUCACCACCCUGCGUGAUUUUGGAAUGGGGAAGAAGGGCAUUGAGGAGCGAAUCCAGGAGGAAGCUCGUUUUCUGGUGGAGAGGAUCAGGAACACACAUGAGAAACCUUUCAAUCCUACUGUGUCUUUAAUACAUGCUGUUUCCAACAUCAUCUGCUCCAUUGUAUUUGGGGAUCGGUUUGACUAUGAGGACAAGAAAUUUCUGGAUUUAAUUGACAUGCUGGAAGAAAAUGAAAAGUACCAGAACAGAAUACAAACACAGCUCUACAAUUUCUUCCCAACCAUCCUGGAUUCUUUACCUGGGCCUCAUAAAGCAAUAAUAAAAAACAUUGAUAAAGUUGAUGACUUCAUAACUGAAAUUGUAAAAGCACACCAGGAAUCUUUUGAUCCCAGCUGCCCUCGAGAUUUUAUUGAUGCUUUUAUCAACAAAAUGCAACAGGAGAAAGGGAACUCUAUUUUCACUGUUGAGUCCUUGACCAGGACCACACUUGACUUGUUCCUUGCGGGAACUGGGACAACCAGCACCACACUGAGAUUCGGACUCCUGAUUCUCCAGAAAUACCCAGAGAUUGAAGAGAAAAUUCACAAGGAGAUUGACCGUGUGGUGGGCCGAGACCGAAGGCCCUGCAUGGCAGACAGGAGCCAGAUGCCAUACACAGAUGCUGUGAUCCAUGAAAUCCAGAGAUUCAUUGAUUUCCUUCCAGUUAACCUACCACAUGCUGUGACCAAGGACAUCAAGAUCAGAGACUAUUUCAUUCCCAAGGACACCAUGAUAUUCCCUUUGCUGUCUCCCAUCCUGCAAGACUCCAAGGAAUUUCCUAAUCCAGAAAAAUUUGACCCGGAACAUUUCCUGAAUGCAAAUGGUACCUUCAGAAAGAGUGACUACUUCUUGCCAUUUUCCACAGGAAAACGCAUCUGUGCAGGAGAAGGUCUGGCCCGCAUGGAGAUAUUCUUAUUUUUAACAUCCAUCCUGCAGAACUUUACUCUGAAGCCCGUUGUAGAUCACAAGGAUGUUGACACUUCUCCCAUAGUCACCUCUGCAGGAAAAGCUCCCCGAUCUUAUGAAGUGUCAUUUAUUCCACGUUAGACAAGUGAAGACAGCUGGCACCUCUCAAAUUAGAAUGACAGUCUUCUUGAACGACAGUCAUUGCCCAUCCUGAUGAGACUGAGACACUCAGAUAAUUCGCUAGUUUCUUCAGGGACAGAAAAGUUAUGCUUUUAAAGAAAAGUAAUUGCAUGCUGUUCUUAUAAUCAGUACAGCCAGCUCUAAACAGAAUCAUAGUGGGUGAAUGUGUAGGGAAGGUGACAGUUCUUAGGGAGAAUGAUAGAGGCUCUCCUUUGCACUUACAUUACCAGCUCAAGUUCCUGUCUAGUUCCUGAUGUGUCAGGUUGUGCAGGCUCUAAGAACCCUUUUGCUGCUGCUGCUGCUGCUGCUGUCCCCAUCACCUGAACCUCUCAGCAUAGAAGGAAAAGAUGCUUGCCCCACAGACUGUUUCAGGCACAUCUCUCUGUGUUUUCAGUGAUCUGUUGCUUGUGAUCUGUUUGUAAAGGAAAUCAUAAAGCAACAUGGAACCAUUUCAUUCUGUCAGAACACGACCAUCUACUGUAUUCUUGUCCUAGUACAUAUCAUUUACCCAUAGUGUGGAACAAGUUAAUAUGAUGGCUGAGCAAAUGGAUCCUCUCUUCUGUAAUUAUAGUGAAGGUCUGUAAAAAUAAAAUCUAUACUGCAAAUCUAA